AUGUGCUACUACGGCGGCUACUAUGGGGGCCUGGGCUAUGGCUAUGGCUCUGGUUAUGGCUGUGGAUGCGGCUGUUUCCGUGGUCUAGGCUAUGGCUAUGGAGGCUGUGGCUAUGGAGGCCUGGGCUAUGGAGGCUAUGGCUGUGGCUGUGGAGGCUAUGGCUAUGGAGGCUAUGGCUAUGGAUGCUGCCGUCCAUCUUGUUAUGGAAGAUAUUCUUCUUAUGGCUUCUACUGA
This is a messenger RNA of Antechinus flavipes (yellow-footed antechinus), 234 nucleotides long. RefSeq names its product keratin-associated protein 20-2-like. The coding region runs from base 1 to 234 and encodes 77 amino acids. The transcript has a single exon. Lineage: Eukaryota; Metazoa; Chordata; Mammalia; Dasyuromorphia; Dasyuridae. The record is from RefSeq and is a predicted model, not a curated record.